UUAACAAAAUCACCAUUUUGGCAAAACUCUUAUUACAGUUGCUCAAGAAUUUGCAAUUGCAUGUUGAACAAAAUCUUUGUUAUAUAUUGUUUAGGUGUUGAUUCUAAUAGAGAUGUUAUCUUUUCGAAUCCCAUCUAUCCGAACCCAACCUACGGCGUUUGCAGCUAAAAUAACAGACACCACAAAGACCGUGGCACAACUCAAAUCAGCUGCAACCCCCACGCCUCAUAGCACAGUCACGUGCGGUUAUCAAGCUCACGUGGCGGGUUUCUUUCGAAACAUAACUGUUUUAUGGUCCAAGAAUCUCAUGAACCAUUCCCUUACCGUCAUGGUCUCGAGUUUAGACAAUGACAUGAACUAUUGCUGCAAGAUUGAUCUCGUGAAGCCAUGGCAGUUCUGGAGCAAGAGAGGAUCAAAGUCAUUCGACGUAGAAGGAAACUUUGUGGAAGUCUUCUGGGAUCUAAGGGCGGCGAAGUUGUCAGGAAACGGUAGCCCCGAGCCGAUGUCAGAUUAUUACGUGGCAAUAGUUUCUGAUGAAGAGGUUGUUUUGUUAUUGGGAGAUUUAAAGCACAAGGCUUACAAGCGGACUAAGUCAAGACCCGCGUUGGUCGAAGGGUAUAUAUAUUUCAAGAAAGAGAGCAUAUUUGGGAAGAAAACUUUUUCAACUCGAGCAAGAUUCGACGAGCAGAGAAAAGAACAUGAAGUGGUGGUGGAGAGCUCACACGGUGGAGAUGAUCCAGAGAUGUGGAUAAGCGUGGACGGGAUCGUGAUCAUGCACGUGAAGAAUCUGCAGUGGAAGUUUAGGGGGAACCAGAUGGUGUUGGUGGACAAAACUCAUGUGAUGGUGUACUACGAUGUGCAUGAUUGGUUGUUUGGAAGUUCAGAGUCGACGGCAAGUUCAGGGUUGUUUGUGUUUAAGCCUGUGGCGGUUGGAGGGAUGGUAGAUGAGUAUUUUAGCGAUGCGGAGGAAGGAGACAGCGGAGGAGGGAGAGUAGUCCUUUGA
Brassica napus (rape) is the source of this 1003-nucleotide messenger RNA. RefSeq lists its product as uncharacterized. Bases 113 to 1003 code for a protein of 296 amino acids. The record is from RefSeq and is a predicted model, not a curated record. The transcript has a single exon. NCBI's taxonomy places the organism in Eukaryota, Viridiplantae, Streptophyta, Magnoliopsida, Brassicales, Brassicaceae.